Molecule: messenger RNA, 732 nt
Organism: Bathycoccus prasinos
Lineage: Eukaryota; Viridiplantae; Chlorophyta; Mamiellophyceae; Mamiellales; Bathycoccaceae
Exons: 1
Coding region: 1-732 (243 amino acids)
Biological process (GO): RNA processing
Cellular component (GO): exosome (RNase complex)
Molecular function (GO): RNA binding
Source: RefSeq, a predicted model, not a curated record
AUGGUGUUGGUGUUCCCGGGGGACAGAAUUCGUCUUCUCUCUUCUUCUUCUCCCGAAGGAAAAGAUGGAGAAGAAGAUUUUGAAGAAGAUUUUGAAGAAAUCGAGUGUGGAAGCGGGGCGUACAAAGACGAAAACGGCAUCAAAAGAGCGAGCAAAAUUGGGGAGAUUUAUGUCAAAGACGUUUUCGAAGACGACGUUUUGGCGGUUGACGAGGAGGACGAGGACGAAGAGAACGACGAAGAAGAGAAGAAGAAGAAGAAGACAAAAAAGAAGAGGAAAAGAGUGGUGGAAGUUUUGAACCGGGAGGAAAUCGAGGACGAAAACGUGCGCGUUCGAUUACCCGAGGUGAACGAUGUUGUCUUUGCGAAGUGCACGAAAAUUCGAGAAAAGAUGGCGCAGUUCGACGUCCUCGUGUGCGACGGGAAACCUUUGAAAACGGAGUUUAGCGGCAUCGUGAGGCAACAAGACGUAAGAAAAACAGAAAUAGAUAAAGUUAUAAUGGAGGAAUCGUUCGUGCCUGGAGAUGUGGUUCGAUGUAAAGUACUCGCGAUGGGCGAGGGGAGGAGUUUGGUUUUAGCGACGAACGAAAAUCCAUUAGGGGUCGUUCGGGCGAAGUGUAAGAGGUGUAAAACGACGAUGGUGGCUAUGAAUUGGCAAGAGAUGAUGUGCCCGAAAACAGAACACCGAGAGAUGAGGAAAGUUGCAAAGAUUGAUGAGAUUAAAGAUAUGUAA